AUGUCUGCAUCUGCUGAAGUUCUAGUUCUAAGAGGUACUCUAGAGGGCCACAACGGCUGGGUCACUUCCCUGUCGACUUCCCCAGCUCAACCAAACUUGUUGUUGUCUGGUUCCCGUGACAAGACCUUGAUCACCUGGAAGUUGACCGGCGACGACCAACAAUACGGUGUCCCAGUCAAGUCCUUCAGAGGCCACUCUCACAUUGUCCAAGACUGUACCGUCACCCCAGACGGUGAAUACGCUUUGUCCGCUUCGUGGGACAAGACCGUUAGACUAUGGGAAUUGGCUUCCGGUAAGUGUAUCCAGAGAUUCGUUGGUCACAAGUCCGACGUUUUGUCCGUCGCCAUCGACAGACGCGCUUCUCAGAUCGUGUCUGCGUCCCGUGACAAGACUGUCAAGGUCUGGAACACUCUAGGUGAGUGUAUGGUCACUUUGUUGGGCCACAACGACUGGGUCUCCCAAGUCAGAGUUGCUCCCAACGAAAACUCCGAGGAUGAGACCGUCACCGUCAUUUCUGCCGGUAUGGACAAGGUCGUCAAGGUCUGGAACUUGCACUCUUUCCAAAUCGAAGCCGACUUCAUCGGCCACAACAACUACGUCAACACCGUCACCGCUUCUCCUGACGGAACCCUUGUGGCCUCUGCCGGCAAGGACGGCCAAAUCAUGCUCUGGAACUUGGCCGAGAAGAGCGCCCUGUACACUUUGAACGCCCAAGACGAAGUUUUCGCCGUCGCCUUCUCUCCAAACAGAUACUGGUUGACCGCGGCCACCGCCUCUGGCAUCAAGAUCUUCAACUUGGAAGAAAGACAAGUUGUCGACGAAUUGAGACCGGAAUUUGCCGGUUACACCAAGGCUGCCGACCCACACGCGGUCUCUUUGGCUUGGUCCGCUGACGGCCAAACUUUGUUUGCCGGUUACACCGACAACGUCAUCAGAGUCUGGCAAGUCAUGACCGCCAACUAA
Molecule: messenger RNA, 963 nt
Organism: Lachancea mirantina
Lineage: Eukaryota; Fungi; Ascomycota; Saccharomycetes; Saccharomycetales; Saccharomycetaceae
Source: the annotation of a GenBank genome assembly